GCGGCGUGUUGCUAUGUGCUGAGCCGACGGGAUAGGUGCGGGGGCGCGUCCAUCAGGGGGUAGCCCCCGGCCCGGACCCGGAGGGAUGCGGAGUGGCGGCCGCGGCGGUGGCGGAGACUGUGGCUUUAAGAGCGUGCCGGGAGCCCGAGCCCCAGCCGGGCCGCGCUUCGCCGCUGCGCACCCCAGCGGAGCCAAGCCCCACGCUGGCCGGACAGGGCCGCCUGUCGCCGGGCUGCUGAGAACUAGCCCUAGACCUCUGCGUGAGGGUUCUUCUGCCGAAGACAUCACCAGUGUGUGGAGCCUGCCACACCCACCCGCUGCCAAACCACGGCCUUUACCUGUGUCUUCCGGUGUUUCCCGUGCGACCCAUCCUGUGGGAGUGCCUCGUGGGCUGCCCCAGAGUUCACCCCACACUCAGCAGCACCAAUGGUGAAGAUGACAAGAUCGAAGACUUUCCAGGCAUAUCUGCCCUCCUGCCACCGGACCUACAGCUGCAUUCACUGCAGAGCUCACUUGGCCAAUCAUGAUGAACUAAUUUCCAAGUCGUUCCAAGGAAGUCAAGGACGAGCAUACCUCUUUAACUCAGUAGUUAAUGUGGGCUGUGGGCCUGCAGAAGAGCGAGUGUUGCUAACAGGACUGCAUGCAGUCGCAGACAUUUACUGUGAAAACUGCAAAACCACUCUGGGCUGGAAAUACGAACAUGCUUUUGAAAGCAGCCAGAAAUAUAAAGAAGGCAAAUACAUCAUUGAACUAGCACACAUGAUCAAGGACAAUGGCUGGGACUGAUUGGACAGCAUCUACCCAACCUAGUGUCCACGUGAACGCCAUUCAACCGAACAUUCUUCCCAAGCGUGAGAGAGUGACUGACACUUGGUUCCAUCCAUUUAGGGGCCUUGCCAUCCGGGGCAUCCUCCCACCCUGACGCCAUCUUUCUGGUGACCGGCCUCUAAAUUGCUGUCUCUCUGUCUCUUUGCUUUGUAUCUGUUUGUGAGUUGAUCCUGGCUUCUCUCUCUGUUCUAGUUUUGGCUGAAAACAAAACAACAAAAGGAACAGAUCCUUGACCGCAUGGCGGCAGCCCACCUUGGUAAGGGCCCCAGGGCCCAUGCGAGAGCUGCCUGAUGGCCUCUUGUCAGGAGAGCAGUGGCACGGGGGCGUGAGGAAGAGGGAAAGGGGAAACUCUAAGGGUCCUGGCGCGGGGAAGGGGUGGAAGGGUGGAGGUAGGAACAAAAUUGCGCCGCUCCUGGAGACCUGAUAACUUAGGCUUGAAAUAAUUGACUUGUCUAAAAGGACAAAGAGAAAAAAAAAAAUACCUCAUGACUGCAUUCUCUCUGACUAGAAGCUUCUGUGCCUGACACCAAAUGUGCCAGGUUAGCAAAUGAGCACAAGAUGUGGCCCUGAUUCUAGUUGGUGGGGCAAGGGCCUGGUUCUCCUGGGCUGAGUGGGGGAGUGUCCUGGCAGCAGCGAGUGACUUGGGCAGUGGCCAGGUGGGUGCGAUGACUCUGAUGCCUCACUCAGUCUCUGGGCAAUCAUCAUCUUUGCCUCUAGCCACCGUAGAUAAGGUGUGAGGGGACUGCUGUUUGCAAUGGGCUUACCAUCCAAAUAUCCCAAAGGCGUUGACCAGCAACCAAGUAAAAUCAGUAAUUGAGGAGAGCAGGGCACAAAGGGGCUGCAGUUUGGGAGCUCCUGAAGAAAUGGCUCAGAUAUUGAGUCAGAGAAAUAAAAAGUAGGAUCAGUUAGCAAUUCUAACUGCCCUUCCUUCUGACCCCUCAUAAGAGGAGUGUGGUGAGGGAGGGGACUGGGUAGGAGUCAUCCCAGGAGGAGGGGUUUACAUUGGAACCAGUUCAGGUUCGGUGCAUCUUUCCUCUUCGGUUUUACAGUGGCUUCCGUGGGAUCGUCAGUAAUAACCUGGCUGGUAGAUUCCUCAUGCCCCUAAUUGUCUCACUUAGGCCUGAAUGUCUUGCAUGGAGAGAAAUCUCCUGUCAGUGUGGUCCAGCAGCAGGGAGGAGUUCUGCCCAAAUUCCGAUAUCACCCCCUCCCCCAUCCAAACAUCCUCCGAUUAGGGAAGUGGAGAGCACAUCCCUGUAAGGCCCAUAAGAGAAAGAGGAGUUUGUUACAUUUAAUCAACACUGUGAAGUCUGUUCUACAGCAAUUCAGCCAUUACACAGUAUAUGACUGAAACUCAUUUAACUGGGUUAAUUUCAUUUCUUAGACUGAAUAUAUUAUUAAGAUACGUGUGCGUGUUAGGUAAUUCUCAGCAUCUCCUCCAAGUAGGCCGACCUUCUCGGAAAAUUCACCCUAAAAGUCUCACAAAAGAAUGAGUUCAUGGGGAGAUUCUGUAAAGUGAUGAACUGAGAUGAAAGCAGCCAACAGCCCAGGAGCUUUUCAGAAUCGCGUCUGCAGCAGAACCAGUUUCCAUUCAGAGCGCGUCCUUGGUGGAAAUGCUUUUUUGUGUGUCUCCACGUGCUGAUGGUGGAAUGGGAGCCCCAAGACAGGUGUGGGCUUAGAAAUCGACUUUUGUUCCCCAAGGCUUCUUGUCCAGAUCUUUCCAGUGCUUUCAUAGCCCUGGGAGAUCAAGUUGUUCUCCCCACCUUACUGCAAGGUAGACUGAAGUUCAGAAGAAAUACUGAAUUUCUGCUCCCAGAAGAAUAGUUUCUCUGGCUCACAGGCCCAAGUUCUCAAUGAAAUCGUUUUUUAACUUUCACAUUCCUAAGCUGGCUUCCCGGCACAGAAGCCAUGGAUUUCCCCUCUCUCCCUUCCCGCUCCUCAAGGAAAUAGUCUUCCUUUAUGGAUUUUCAUUGGACCCUUUCCUCAGGGAUUGUCCUGGCUGUUUAUUGAUAGUCCUUCCCAUAAGAAGAAAAUGGGGGUUAAACAUGGGGUAGGUAUUUUGUCUUUCAAACUACAAAUGGAAUGUGGUGACAUAAACUAGACAUGGGGUGCCCUCAAGUUUCCAAGGGGACCAGUGUGCCACUGUUCUUCCUUGGGGAUGAGGCCUUUGACUGUUGGAUGGAUCAGAGCAGGCUCCAGUCAGACCCUGGUUCUGAAUGUUUUUUUUUUUCGGUGACUAUCCAGUGAGCCUUCAGUGAGUGCAAGGCGCCAUACUUGCUGUGAGAGAGCUGAGUAGAGUGUUGGUUUUUCCAUAACUACAGGGGAAAAAAAAAGUCAUUAGGCUUUCCCUUUGUGUCAGUGAAACCAAAAGUGCUUCUUACAACGUUCGCUCUGUUCAUGGGUUGUCUAUCUAACAUUGAGCAGCAUUGGAGAGGCCACAGCUGAGCUAUGGAGAUGCUAAAUUAACUCAUGGCCUCAGUCAGUCAGUUCAUUCUUUAAUUUCCUCACCAAAUUAUUGACUUAGAGCAUAACCAAAGACCUCAUUCAUUCACCCCAGGUGGGUUGGGGGAAUUGGAGUUUGUUGGUGAAGUUUGGGGGCAGGGUAUGGGGAGUAGAGACAGGGUAAGGAGACGUGAGAAAGGAAAAGGCAUGAAGUUCUAUACCUCAGCCAGCAGCUGCCUUCGUUUGGAACUGAAGUCCAGCCAGCAGACUCUCUAGCUCCAUGUCCCCUGUGCCACCCUAGGUCAUAUGACCUUGGCCACCUUGGAGUAGACCCAGACCCCUCGGGACCCGGGACAUUAGUCUCAGGCUGCUGAUGGAUUGAUUUGACAUGAACCAAACACAGCCAAACUCGAUACCCACAAGCUGUCAGCUGGACCUGACUGAGUGUUCUUCCUGAGUUCACGAGGAUAGGCUAGAGUGAUUUUUACUGGUGGAUCAGUGUGUGCAAAAGAGAUGACCCUUUAUAAAGAGAUUUUCAAGUGGAUAUAUAUAAAAGAAACAGUUGCUUGUAAAAUAUACUUUUGUAAAUAAUAUUUAAUUUUUUAAAUAAUAUAUUUGGUGCUGUUUUCUCAGAUCCCCUGAGAGCACUUUUUAUUUUCCUUUUAAAUUCUAUGGUUUCCUUUGCAUUUCUUGAAGUAUAUUUUAAGGGAAACAGUGAUCACCAAUACAUGUUUUCAGUUUUUUUUUUUUUUAAGGUCUCUAUCACUUUAAUCUGGAUCAAGGCUUUGAAGCAAUGCCUCUCUGCAUUUUUUCCCCAGUGGAACAGACUCUGCAGUACAUUAAUCAGGUUGAGAAUUGAAAUAUUUUCUUGCAUCAGUAUUGGCUAGAAAAGAAAAUAAAUAAAACCAAGUUAAUUUAGUAGUAACAACUUACAGUGAUUCUUCCUGUUGGAAGAAUUUCCAACAAAUCAGAAUCACAUUUUUAGUUGUGCGUGUGCGCGCGCAUGUGUGUAAAAAGCACUUUCGAUUGUGCCUCCUGUUUUCUCGAGUGGGGACACUUUAACUACAGUUUACACCUCGGGCGCAUAAAGUUUUUCUUCUCUUUCUCUCUGGUUGUUUCUGUUUCUGAGUGGACCAACAGCAGAACCCACGAGGAUUUGUUUGAGUAUGGAGCUGUUGCAGGUUUGCUCCUUUUUCUUGAUUUGCGUGAUCAGCUUUUACAGACUGUAAAGGAGAUGUGUUGUUUGUGAAGAUGGAGCAGAGUCAAAUCUGUGCUUCUAACUGAGAUGAGAGUGUAUUAAUCAUGUAUCGCAGGGCUCCAGCUGUUUUAGAAGCCGCAUCAUGUUAAACAUUAACUGGUUUGGAUUAAAAGAACAUUAAUAUUAUAAUAUACAUAUCUUAGUGGUAAACAGCUUUUUUUUUUUUUAAGGUCAGAUUGCCUCAGGUUCAGAAAGAGGCUGAGAAAUCAAAUCUUGAACACAAUCAACUUACAUAUUUUGAAGGAAUCUGCCUCAAAUGAGAAAAUAUGCUAGUUGUCUAGAUAGAGGAAAGAGAUAUUUACUUUUUUUAAAAUUAAAAUAGUUAUGAAAUCUGGCAGAAAAGGUAAAGCCUAGAAGAAACUAUGAAAGCUAUUCUCAUGUUACCAAAUUCUAUCUGCCCAUAUGUUUUUGUGUAACAUUUCGGUGACAGUGGGAGUCGGUUCCCUUUCCCAACCUGCAGAGACUAUCUUCCAAUACAGAAUCUGUCUAUUUAUGCUUGUGUUUACAAACUGUAUUUGUUGGGUUUGGGUUUUUGUUUUCUUUGGUGGCAUUUUUCAGGUCACUUUGCUUCUAUAACAAAGGUAAUUGUUUUCAAAUAAUUUGUCUUCACCUUUUCCCGUAUUUGUACAUAGUGAUUCAGUAUUAGAGAAAAGUGCAUCGUUUCUGUCAUAUUUCCAAUCUGUGUUGGUGCUCAUUUGAGAAAAUAAAAGUUUUCAAAUAUUAACUCUU
Gorilla gorilla gorilla (western lowland gorilla) is the source of this 5254-nucleotide messenger RNA. It is a transcript of the gene YPEL2, whose product is annotated as yippee like 2. The transcript is spliced from 5 exons. The record is from RefSeq and is a predicted model, not a curated record. The coding region runs from base 427 to 786 and encodes 119 amino acids. NCBI's taxonomy places the organism in Eukaryota, Metazoa, Chordata, Mammalia, Primates, Hominidae.